Molecule: messenger RNA, 5511 nt
Organism: Haliotis rufescens (red abalone)
Lineage: Eukaryota; Metazoa; Mollusca; Gastropoda; Lepetellida; Haliotidae
Product: cytosolic carboxypeptidase 6-like
Exons: 12
Coding region: 255-1859 (534 amino acids)
Biological process (GO): proteolysis
Molecular function (GO): zinc ion binding; metallocarboxypeptidase activity
Source: RefSeq, a predicted model, not a curated record
AUUCAUACACCGUGCUAAUUCAAAUUAAAGCACAGUCAUUUUAUGCACGGCUGCAGGGUCCGUCUUUCUUGACGUCACACUCAAAUCAUUGAAUUCUAAAUCCAGUUACUAGUUACUUGACAGACCAGUUGAAACGCACAAAGCAGUGAUUGGACAGUUUCUACAGUUGCAAUACAUUAGCCAAUUGAAACACCAGAACGGCAAACCAGUUCCGUUAUUAUUCGCGCAUGCCCACAUAGCUUAAAAUAACCAACAUGGCUGACAAGCGAGGGGAUUCAGGAAGUGAUUCUGAUAGCACUGAAGAACCGGUUGUUGGAAAUGUCAACAAAUUUGCAGUUGUCCCACCAGGCUACAGUGGAAAACCAAAGAAAGGACAUCUCAUAUUUGAUGCAUGUUUUGAAAGUGGAAAUCUAGGGCGGGUAGAUUACAUCACAGAGCAUGAGUAUGACUUGUUUAUACGACCGGACACCUGCAACCCACGGUUCCGAGUUUGGUUCAAUUUUACCGUGGAGAAUGUGCGGUCGGACCAGCGUGUUAUCUUCAACAUUGUCAACUUUAGUAAGACCAAGUCCCUGUAUCGGGAUGGAAUGUCACCUCUUGUCAAAUCAACAAGCAGGCCAAAGUGGGUGAGAAUCCCGGCCAAACAUGUAUAUUAUUAUCGCUGCCCAGACCAUCGAAAGAAUUAUGUCAUGUCCUUCGCUUUCAACUUUGACCGAGAGGAUGAUGUCUACCAGUUUGGCUACUGUUACCCAUAUUCCUACACCCGAUUACAGAGCUACCUCGAUAACCUAGAGAAGAGAAACUUGGACUUCUUUAGCAGGGAACUACUUUGUCUGACCGUGCAACAACGCCGACUUGACGUGCUGACCAUCACCCACCCUGACAACCUGGAGCAUGAAGGGGAGGAGAAACAGAAGACUGUGUUCAUCACCGCCCGCGUCCAUCCCGGGGAGACUCCCUCAUCCUUUGUAUGUCAAGGUGUGAUAGACUUUCUGGUCAGCAACCAUCCAAUUGCCAAGAUCUUGCGGGAACACAUUGUGUUCAAGAUUGUGCCAAUGCUGAACCCUGAUGGGGUAUUCCUUGGGAACUAUAGGUGCUCUUUGAUGGGGUUUGAUCUGAACCGCCACUGGCUGGAACCUUCUCCAUGGGCCCACCCCACCCUGUACGCCACCAAGAACCUGCUGAUGGAGCUUGACAGAAGUGAUAAAUAUGAGGUGGACUUUUACAUAGACCUGCAUGCACAUUCCACCCUGAUGAACGGCUUCAUGUACGGCAACAUCUACGAGGACAUGGAGAGAUAUGAACGUCAGUCGGUGUUCCCCAAGCUGCUGUGUGCCAAUGCAGAGGACUUCUCCCUCGCCAACACAAACUUCAACAGGGAUGCCGUGAAGGCAGGCACCGGCCGAAGGACCCUGGGGGGCUGUAUGGACGAGAACGCCCACUGCUACACCCUGGAGGUGUCCUUCUUCAGCUACCAGACCAGCACCACCGGCCAGGCCAUGCCCUACACAGAGGAGGGCUACAUGAAGCUGGGCCGGAACCUGGCGCGGACAUUCCUGGACUACUACAAGCUCAUCGGCUACAUCAGCGCCAAGCCUAGCAGCAGCAUUGUCCCCAAGCCUGGGAUGUACCGACACCGGGAGCGCCAGAACAAUGACAGAGCAGUGUCAGAACCCAAUGGGAGGAACCCCCUAGAUGACACCAGGUACUACAGCCAAAGAUACGGAGAUAAAUCUAGUCGAGAAGAGAAGAGCUCCCGGCGAGGUGCCGACUACACCAUCAACAGCAGCAGCAGCGCCUUCUCCGACACGCCGACAUCCAUCAGACUACAACUAAAGGAGAGAGAUCGCAGAUUCUAAUCUGUGUAUGGAAUAUGACAGUAAUACAUGAUUAAUCAAAAUCCCUGACCUAGAUCCUCCAUGGUAGCUUCCAGUGUUCCUCCCGUCAUUCACUUGUGGGAUGUGAUACUGUAGCCAUAGAUUACCCAUACCCAUCAUGUUGUAAUCCAUUCCGGGUGUCACCACAGUGAAGUGACAUAGGUGACGUGGGUGAAAGCAACAUUUGAGUGACGGCAAUGUACGAGUGUCCAUUGCAAGUAGGGGAAUGGCAGUGUUAUUAAUGGCUGAUGGCCUUCUGUCUACAACCCUGAUGACAUGGACUUACGUAACAUAAUACCUGCCUCUGAUCUCUCGUUGAAGAUGCGUGCUGUAUAGAUGUAUGGGAGUGAUAUUGUAUCAGAAUAUGCAUGGGCCUGACAUCCAGCAGUGACUUUGAGCCCAGAAAUACAGGACAUGGUCAGAGUUCUUCAUAUCAAAUAGGUUUUUGAAGCUAGAGGAUACUAGGUAAUGAAUAGCAAGUAGUCACUGACGAAAGGGAUUUCCAACGGAGAACUGUUAGACUUCACAUUCCGAUUGAACAUCCUUUCAUGUUUCAAAUUAGCAUCAAUCUUGAAAUCUUUCACGAAAUUGUUAAGGAAGAUAGCUGUCCUGAGUGGCAGACUGAAAUAGGUUUCAGUGUGACAGAGUUAGCGUGAUCUUCAGUGAACAGAUUAAGAGGCCAUUUAUUCAGUGUCCAAAGUGAUGUCACCAAGGCGUUGACCAUCAGCUUCAGGACAAUUAAAGACCAAUGUUACCAAGGCUGUUGACCUUCACCUUCAGAACAAUUGAAGAUCAAUGUCACCAAGGCGUUGACCUUCACCUUCAGAACAAUUGAAGAUCAAUGUCACCAAGGCUGUUGACCAUCAGCUUCAGGACAAUUGAAGACCAAUGUUACCAGGACUGUUCAUCUUCAUCUCAACAUUUAUAUAGACAGAAAGGCCUAAGACGAAAAUUUAAAAGUUCAAAAGUUCAAAGUGAUUUCAGUUUUGAAGUAAACCAAGUUAUGAUCAUGAAUAUCAAAGAUACUUACUGUAUGUAUUUUUGUAUACAUAUUCAUCAAAAUCUAAGCCUAUGAAACAUUUCAUCAUGCCUCACAUCCCACUGAAUGAAGUUUGGAAAAUAAGUCAAUAUAGAUAUUUACUUCCUUAGUCCCUGCCAGAACACUAACAAAAUAUUAUUUUUUAGCAAAAGAGUAUUUUUAACCUGUGACUCAUUCUAGAUAUUAUUUUUCUAUUAUAUUCUUAGAACCAGAAGUUUUUUGCCAUUCUGAUCUUUUGGCAAUGAAAAUGAUUACAAAUCUGUUUUGACGGGAAUUCUGCGGCCUGUUACAUGGACUGCCGACACGGUACAAGCACUUGGGGCAUCCCGUCCUCCGUGAAAUAGUCUGUUGUCCCCCACAACGCCAGGGAUUGCAGGACUCUCUCAAAUGGUAGUCCAGAGUAGCCGCCUAUGUCACGGAACACUUGUCGCCAUGUGCAGGGGAGGAGAUGGCAAUAUAUUCUCAUAAACUUAAAAUAUCUGACAAUAUUUCAUGCAUAUUAAUUUAUGGAUUCAUAUUUAUCAUUGUCAAUCAAUACUACAGUACAGUAUAAUAACACAACAAAUAUUUGUUAUGUUAAAUAUAUUUUAGUUUUGAUUGACAUUGAUAAACAUGAAUUUAAUUAUGGUGGUUAAAUAAUAGAUAAAUGGUUAAAUAAUAUGUAAAAUAUUUAAAAAUAUUUGAAGCUUAUAUCAUAUUUUACCAUGAUAUAGAGGUAGCCAGUAUGCCUGUAUCUCUAUGCUUGUCAUUGUGAUAGUCCAGCAAGUGUUGUGUUGUUAAACUAGUAUUGAUCAAAGGGGAACAAAAUGUUAUUCUUGUAUAUUCCUCUAAGGAUGUGCCAACAAAAUGUUUUAUUUUAUUGUUUACACUUGGUUUCCUCACCAUCAAGACUGUCCGUCCACUUUUAGAAAGCUUAUAUUAUUUUACUACUUUUUUGUUUUCAUAAUAUUGCAUUAUGUUUUUAAUAUGUACAUAAUAUGACUAGACUGCAUAAUCUUGCACAAUUUUUGUGUGUUCAAGUUGCAUAUUCACACUCAAAUCGAAUAGCAGCCUUUGAGAUCUUCUUUUACAACUAAUAGUCCCACUGGUACAUUAUUGUAUUGCAUAGCUCAGGUGAAUAAUGAGAAUAUGAAGAUAGGGGGAAUAGAAAGUAAGAUGUCUGUAUUAUUCUUGAUGUCCUUCUCACCGAGGUACAACGGGUGACAGAUCAGUGACUCAUCUGUCUUUGUUGUGAGGAAUGCUGAAUAAUGAAACAUCUUGGGGGUCAUUUUUUGGAUAUGAAAGUAUUAUCGAGAUAUUUCUUUUUCUAAACAGGCAGCUGGACAAGACAUGUUCCAAGAGGUGAAACACAUUGUCUGUUGAGGAUGCUGAUGUAGUCUUUUUCGGGCACAAUCCAAUUAUUUAUGGUUUCAUUGGCUGAUCAGGCGAGAUGUCUGUGUGUGGAAAUUACAUUACAGGCAAAGCUUAUUGAAUAAGCAACAAAUCGUGAGUUUUUGACACUAACAGGAAAACAUAUUUGGAGGAGGACCUGUUUGACCUGCAGGGCUGUUCCUACUUGAUCGUGUGUAAUGUAAGGCAGGCAAAGAUAAUCAAGAGGCAUCGUAACUUUUGUUUCCACAAUUUCUUGAAGUAUUUACCUCCCCAAUUGCUGCUAUUUUCUCAGCGCACUACUGGGUUAUGGAAUUAUGUUUUUUGCACCAAACUUGAAGUUUAUGAGUCUGAUGUCGGGAAAUGGUUUUUCGUACAAUUUAUAGACCUAGGCUUAGAGCAGGUGAUACCGGGCACUGCACAGAUACGCUAUGUUCAUAUGUGAAGAUUCUCUCUGUGUCUUUAAGUUUCUGGGGGCGGGUAUGUUUAUACUUGGGGAAGGUAAUUUAAAUCUUGCAUGAGAGGAGAUUUUACUAUUUAGACAAUUCUUUCUGUGUCUUUAAGUUUCUGGGGGCAGGUAUGUUUAUACUUGGGGAAAGGUCAUUUAAAUCUUGCAUGAGAGGAGAUUUUGCUAUUUAGACAAUUCUUUCUGUGUCUUUAAGUUUCUGGGGGCAGGUAUGUUUAUACUUGGGGAAAGGUCAUUUAAAUCUUGCAUGAGAGGAGAUUUUGCUAUUUAGACAAUUCUUUCUGUGUCUCUAAGUUUCUGGGGGUGGGUAUGUUUAUACUUGAGGAAAGGUCAUUUAAAUCUUGCAUGAGAGGAGAUUUUGCUAUUUAGACAAUUCUUUCUGUGUCUCCAAGUUUCUGGGGGUGGGUAUGUUUAUACUUGAGGAAAGGUCAUUUAAAUCUUGCAUGAGAGAUUUUACUAUUUAGACAAUUUGGCUCUGGGGUUGCAUCGUUUUUCUGUUUUAAAAGUACAUGUGAUUUGGUUUCUGUUUUGUUAGUUUGUGUUUGUGGUCAUAAAUUGAAAGAUUUGCCAUUACCAUUACCAUUGUUAAGCACAUCUCUGUCAUUCCACAUAUUACAGUACACAAUAUAUCUCAGUCCAUGUUAUAACUGUUGACAAAAAAUGUGAUAUCUUGUGAUUUGAUGUGUUUAAAACAUAGUGUAUGUAUUGUUUUCAAAGCUGACCUCAGUAUCAUUGAAAUAGAAGAAUACAUGAACUUUUAA